AUGACGUCCGCAGAAGGCGUCGGGGCCGGCCAGUCCGCGUCCGAGACUAGUGGUUCUCAGCAACAGCAACAACGGCAACCAUGCCCGAAUGGAUUCGAUCCAUUUCGGGAUGCACGAGAGAUUGUGCGUUUGGUGCAGUGCAGCAUCUGUUCACUGCCCCUCCGUCAUCCCAUGGCGUUGCCGUGUGGAAAUAUCGCCUGUCGGGGCUGUCUGCCAGAAGCUUAUGUCCGCCGUGGUGUGAGCUAUCCGGAUCUGCCGGAGAGGAAGCUGGGAUUCAUUUGUCCGGCUGUCGGGGAUUGUCGGAAGGAACAUGCGUUGGCGGAUUGCGGCGUGGACGUGACGCUCGCGAAGGUUGUCGAGCAUUUCAACAGUGUGCUGGCAAGUGGGAAGAUGGGCUCCGACGACUCCUCCCAGGAGAAGCGGUUCGGUCGAUUACGAUCGCUCUAUGUCUUGGCGAAGGACGGCCGAUUGGCUUACGACGAGGAGAUCGAGUUCGACGAGGAGAAGGAAGGUGAUGGAACGGAUCACCAGCUCCUCGCGGCUAUCAAGGAGGCCGCUUGCUCUGAGAUGGAGUGCCAAGUCUGUUACGCUCUGCUGGUGGACCCGGUUACGACGCAAUGUGGCCAUACGUUCUGUCGGCAAUGCAUACAGAAAGUCCUAGCCCAUUCGCUACAUUGUCCGUCUUGCCGUACGAAAUUACAACUGCCGUCACAUAUACCGGCAAAGUCCAGCAACAAAAGACUUACCGAGAUCCUUGUCGUUCUAUGUCCGGGCGAGCUGGCUGAUAGAGCCACCAGCAACACCACGGCUGAACCUCAAGACGAGGCGGACGACCUUACGACCCCAAUAUUCGUUUGCGCCAGUUCCUUCCCUUCAAUGCCGACACCGUUGUUCAUAUUCGAGGCUCGGUAUCGGUUGAUGAUCCAACGGGCGUGGGAAGGGGACAAACUGUUCGGAAUGGUGCUUCCGAACUUCGUUAGCAACGGGGUAGGAGACGCGGAGGGGACUCCAUUCAUGGAGUAUGGAACGAUGCUCCAAAUUGAAUCCAUCCAAGUUUAUGCCGACGGUCGCAGCCAUAUUUGGACGGUCGGCGUAUCGAAGUUCAAAAUCAGGAAGUGGGGUUACCGCGAUGAUUACCUCAUCGCCAAAGUGGAACGAGUUGACGACUUUCCUCUGGCGGACGAGGAAGCGUUCGAACAGUCGUGCCUAGGCGUGAACCUGGGACAUCCGCAUUCCUCUCCCCUAGCUCCUGGCCAAACCACCAUGGACGCCUUCCGGAUCUGCGCCGACUUCUGUGAUCGCAUGAUAUCGAUAAAUUCGCCGUGGGCGUCCCCGAAUGUCCUGCUCACCUUCGGUCUUCGACCGGAAGACCCCACCCUGCUUCCCUACUGGGUCGCAUCCAUUCUCCCCAUCGUCGAUCAAGAAAAGUACCGCCUCAUCUGCUCCCAGAGCGUCCGAGAACGGCUGUUCAUCACCGUCCAAUGGAUCAACAACAUAGAACGAAUCAGGUGGUGGGUUUAA
Tricharina praecox is the source of this 1521-nucleotide messenger RNA. RefSeq names its product PUA-like domain-containing protein. The transcript has a single exon. The coding region runs from base 1 to 1521 and encodes 506 amino acids. The record is from RefSeq and is a predicted model, not a curated record. NCBI's taxonomy places the organism in Eukaryota, Fungi, Ascomycota, Pezizomycetes, Pezizales, Pyronemataceae.